Molecule: messenger RNA, 1500 nt
Organism: Alosa sapidissima (American shad)
Lineage: Eukaryota; Metazoa; Chordata; Actinopteri; Clupeiformes; Clupeidae
Gene: cenpn
Product: centromere protein N
Exons: 10
Coding region: 183-1232 (349 amino acids)
Biological process (GO): chromosome segregation; CENP-A containing chromatin assembly
Source: RefSeq, a predicted model, not a curated record
AAGAGGAAGUUUCGUCAAAAGCAAAUCUGAUUGCCGAUUGGUUGUUUUGAGCGGUUGUUUGGCGGUUUGGUUGGGUUGGCGUUUUUCUGUGUUUGGGCUUAUGAUUGAACAACGUUGUAUCUCCGUAUUGUUUAACAUUAUGAAUUAGUGUAUUUUUGCAUGUGUGUUUCACUAGUCCUAGCAUGGGUGAUGUAGCAAGGACCCUUUUACAGCGAACGUUACGUAAAAUACCGACUGGAAAGUUAGAAGAAACGCUAAAAAAGUGGGCCCACCUUUCAAGAAGACAACAACAAUCUGUGAACUACACCCAAUCAAAAUGGAUAUUACAUGAAAACAUUGUUUCUCUAUGUGAGGAAAAUGGAUUGACAACGAGGCAUGUGAGCGAACUGGAGAUGAUCUAUUGUAUGGAAAAUCCAAACCUAGGAACUUGGAGGGCCUGUCAUCUUACAGAUGCUGACGAAGAUGCCACAUCUGUAGAGCUGCUUAGUUUUAAGGAGCAGUUCAAGUCCCACUUAGCGGAGCUGAUCAGAAAUGUCUCAAUCAAAAUAAAGAAGCAUGAUAAUGGGGCUGUUUGGAUACGCAUCGCCUGGGGAGACAACUUCAGCAAACCUAAUCACUUCAAGCCUACAUAUGUGGUGCAUGAUCUUCAAACCCCAUAUGUUUUCAUCUCCAAUUUGAAAUCAAAGCACAAGCCACUGUUGUACCAGGGCCUGGUUCUGGCCACCAAACAUGGGUCCAUUAAAGAUGCACAUCUGAGCGGACGAAGCCUUCAUGCAGUCAGGGACCUACUGAUGGGCCACUACCAGCAGUCAUUUCCAACAAAUCACCUAAGGCCUCUUCAGGAGAGAAACCCUCCUAUAACACAUCCCAAUAUUGAAAAGGAGCACAAAGAGCAUGCUGAGAAAAGACAGCAGGUAGCCUAUGAAGCAUUUGGUGAGGGAGACAUUCCUAAACUGGAGACUGCCACAUACACGUUGGAGACCAGGUUCAGAGGGGGUGGAGGCAUGGAUACCCUUUCUGAUGGCGAGAAACCCUUCAGAACCGUUGUUCAGUUUGCCAGCACCAGCCUCCUAGAAUCUUUACGUCACUGUGUAUCGUCAGGUAUUGCCGAAGCUCCUGUAUCCCCACUGUUAUCAUCCAUCACUCAGAAAGGUCGAAAUUACUUUGUAAUCACAGACAAAGCAGACAAAGGACACAACGCCACCACCCAGAACUCUAGAGCAAAGGUCUAAGAGCAGGAAGUUAGUGUUUGUGAGACGUGCUUGUCUGAGUAGAUUUGCACCAAACGUAUUCAUCGGAAUCAGAUCUGUUUCCAGUGGAUAAUCUACUAGCAGCUAGUGUUUUAACUAUAUAAUAUUAAUAUUGUUGGUUGGUUUGACUGAUGUGUUCGUCCAGUGGAGAAAGCAUGUCCUGUUUUUUUACUAGGUAUUAAAUUCAGAAAUGUAUGUUUAUGUUUAUAUCUGUUUGUGUAUCUGUAUCUGAAUAAAGAUUCUAAACAAA